Messenger RNA from Lottia gigantea (owl limpet), 1221 nucleotides. RefSeq lists its product as hypothetical. Lineage: Eukaryota; Metazoa; Mollusca; Gastropoda; Lottiidae. The coding region runs from base 1 to 1221 and encodes 406 amino acids. The transcript has 5 exons. The record is from RefSeq and is a predicted model, not a curated record.
AUGUCUGUGGUUCCUGAGGACGACAGCCCCAAUGUUCCAGUCAUCACCUUGCCUUCGAUAUCUGAAGAUGCUGAAGAAGAAGAGGAACAUGAUAAAACAUCUCCCUUGUCCAAAAAUGGUGAUGAUGAGGGUAAUGACAAUGACCCAGUUGGUACUCCCCUUCUUUCCAGGAUUCGAUCUAAAUCCUUGAAACUAUCCAAUGGUGAUUUAAUGUCGAGGUUUGAAUAUCUGACCAGAAGUAUGUUUGGUGGUGACAGAACUGAAAAUUCCACUGCUCAGCAAGAAAGUGCAGCUCCAAAGAAAUUCACCCCAAACCCAAACGCCAUGCGGCGUGCCAAUUCAAUGGGGUCACGACUUCACAAUAGAUACAACAGAAGUCAUAAACUUCGACCAUGUAGAACACUUCCCAGUUUAAAUCAAGCCAAUAAACCAACAGAUGAUUCAAAUCAGUUACAGAAUUUACAAGUUGAAAUGGAAAAUACGAGGACUAGCGUGGACAAUCUUGAACGCAAAAUGGAAACAUUAAGUACUGAAGUGCGGCGCGUCAGUACAAAUAUGGAAAAUUUAUUAAAAGUUUUAAACAAUUCUGGCAGAUUGCUUCUGCCUGAGAGACCAACUCCAACCCCUUCACCUGGGGCACAGGCUCGUGCCAGCUUUACUUUUGAUCAAAUACUCAGUGAAAAUCCGAAUUUACUUGGUUCAGUGACUAGUGUUAAUAGUGACAUCAGUGAUGACAAAUUAGAAGAACAAACGCAGACGACAAUUCCAAAUAUGGUAUUAUCGCCAUGUUGUGCUAACAAUUCGUUAAACUUUCCUCGUGGAUUAACACAGAUGUCUUCAGAGAAACUUCCAGCACACAAACAACCUCCAUCUUUGUACAGUCAACAAAUUUUAUCUCCACAAAAUUUAACGUCACGUCUUUCAGUGCCCCAGUUAGAUUUAGCGCGACCUCCUCGUGGAAACAAACGCCCAAAUAGUUUUCCCCAAUCAAAAUCAGCGAAUGCUUUAGGACAGGAAUUUCCAAACUUUCGAGGUGUUCAAACUACUUUACAGGAAUGUAGUUCUAAUAGUUCUGAACUUCCUGUGGUGUCAUCUGCAGCAACAGAGCAGAAAGACAGUGAAAGAGAGGCUUUUAACGACAUGAGGCGUAAAAGUUACCCUGGAGAUACAAAAGUGAAAAUUGACAUCCCUGACUCACUAAUCGUAACCACGGAAUUGUGA